This is a messenger RNA of Penicillium digitatum Pd1, 228 nucleotides long. NCBI's taxonomy places the organism in Eukaryota, Fungi, Ascomycota, Eurotiomycetes, Eurotiales, Aspergillaceae. The record is from RefSeq and is a predicted model, not a curated record.
AUGCACUCAAAGGGAAAGACAGUGGGUACUUACCAAUGGCUUCUCGGUGACGAGCUUCCCUUGCCAUCUAUAUCGCAGGCUUUACCGGAGACCCCAGACUCUGAAAGUUCAGGUGCGAACGAUAAUAUCGGCAAGGUUUCCGAGUCAAGCUGGGAACUUGGCCCUGCAACGCUUAAUCCAUCUUAUUGGAAAGAUGAUGUCAGAUGCCAGAUCUUUCCUUCUGGUUGA